Planococcus citri (citrus mealybug) is the source of this 930-nucleotide messenger RNA. RefSeq names its product pupal cuticle protein Edg-84A-like. Lineage: Eukaryota; Metazoa; Arthropoda; Insecta; Hemiptera; Pseudococcidae. The transcript is spliced from 2 exons. Gene Ontology annotation, cellular component: extracellular matrix. The record is from RefSeq and is a predicted model, not a curated record. Bases 86 to 703 code for a protein of 205 amino acids.
GAGCCAAAAUUAUCACGCAUUCAAGUUGAACGAACCACGGUGGCAUGUGCGCGAUAUUUUCCAACUUGAUGGUGUUUUUGUUAAUAUGAUUCGAAAUCAGGUUUCACCAAUUCAGCUCAUAUCGCUACUGGUGGCGAUACCGAUGGUAUUUAGUGUCUUAGCUAACGCCUAUGUACAACACCAAGACAACUAUUAUGACCAAGAAAACCACCACCCUGGAUCACAUGAAAACGCCAUCGAAGAUCAUCACACUCCAGCCGCCUACAGUUAUCAAUAUCAAGUACACAGUCCUCACACCGGCGAUUAUAAAACGCAACACGAGGAACGAAUCGGAGAUACAGUUCGAGGUAGUUAUAGUCUAAUGGAACCAGAUGGCUGGAUAAGGAUCGUAGAAUAUACCGCAGAUCCACUGCACGGAUUUAAUGCUGUAGUCAAAAGAGAACCACCGAAUGCAGCGAAUUUACCAUCGCAACAACCUUUACCACAAGUUAUCGAACCAAAGCCUAUAACAAAACCGCCAGCGAUUCCUCGGCCUACGCCGAUCAAAGCACCUAAACCAGUCCACUUGAAAUAUCCUCCAAAAUUAUUCCACAAAGCUCCCCAGCCGAUUUAUUAUCAAACUACCCCAACCCCUAAAUCGAGGUAUGCCCCGAAUAAGUAUUCGUUUUUCCGUUUUCACGGAUGGCCAUUUAAUAUGUUCUAAGUCAUGGUCGAAUGUAAGUAUCCUAUAGCUAUUGAAAUUAAUUUUCAAACAACGACUGUCAAACGUAUUCGCGUCAAAUUGCAUUGAUUUUUUUUCGAAUGUGGAAGUAUAACUGCAUCAUUCAUGUCCUAUUAUCAUUGUCUAUUAUUUAAUCAUCUUUUUUAUAUUGAUAUUAGAAUAAUAUUUUUACACUCUAAAAUCGAAAUUGUGAAUAAAUCGAUUUCUUU